This is a messenger RNA of Sclerotinia borealis F-4128, 780 nucleotides long. The record is from the annotation of a GenBank genome assembly. NCBI's taxonomy places the organism in Eukaryota, Fungi, Ascomycota, Leotiomycetes, Helotiales, Sclerotiniaceae.
AUGGCAUCCAAAACCACCACCCGAUCACUUCAAUCCCUCGCCCGGAAAGCACGUCAAAGAUGCCCAUGCGCCACGCCCAUAUCCUCCCGCUCAAAUACCGUCCGCCAAUUUUCAAUAUCAGCUUCGAGAUUAGAUACCCAAUAUGAUGAAGGAGGAGGGGCACGACCUAGAUGGUCAUACACACCACCGCAGAUGAAACUACCUUUCAACCCAAGAGCAAAUCAUGACUUACCGCAAUGGGAGGUGAACAGCGAUCCAAAACGAUUAGAUCGAUUUUAUACCCAAUUUCUAGGACGAGGAGGCGACGAGGUACUUUCAGAUGAAGUAAAGUGGCUUGCUGUUACACAUAAAAGUUUUGAUCAAGGUAGAAGAGGAUUUAACGAUCGAUUGGCAUAUUUUGGGCGUAGGAUAUUGAACUUGCAGACAAGUUUGGUUUUGUUACAAUCACCAGUUGCGACACAAACACAGUUACCUCAGAACACAGACGACCGGGAACAAUUUUCACAUCCUGCUCUGGACGGUUUGCCAAAUUUGACCAAUGUAAAAGUGGAUGAGAUUCUGAGCAAGGAGAGGUUGGCGAGCUUGGGAACUCAGAUGAAUAUGCGAGAUAUUAUUCGAUGGGAACCUCGAAUGAAAGAUGAUCUGGAAAAGUCUGGUAUAGAUGUUGUGAUUGCCACUUCGUUGUACGCUAUUAUUGGAGCGAUAGCAUUACAAAAGGGUGGUGAUGUUGCAGCAAAAGUGGCGAGAGAGAGAGUUGUAAAAUCUCUUGGUAUAUCAUAG